AUGUCUUCUCUGGUCGCCGACUUCAUCAUCAAUCCAGUCAUUCGGCAGGCUCGACGGCUCUCGGAGAUUGGACAGCGAAGGAACACUCCAGACGAAGAGCCUGUCAAUGUGGCGGACCCUAGACGAAGCCUGGCGGAGCACCUGGCCUUCUUGGGGUUUCCGCAACAGAAUCAGCAUGUGAACGACCCAGCUCCAGACCAGGUCAAUGACAAUGAGGCCCCGCUGCCGGAGCCGUCCACCCUAGACCAGCUGCAGCAGCCUCCCAGCCAAAUCCGACACCGACCCCUCCGAGCUUCAACAGAACCGAUUGCCGUGCCUGUCAUCACGCCUCACGACAUCGACCCCCCCACCAACACCACCACCACCACAACCAGCCCUCUUGCCGCAGCCACCAUCUCCACUGACAUUUUGGAACAAGCUCGUCGUCCCGAUGCCAUAGUUCAGUCACCAGCAGCCAUGCUGCCCUACAAUUACGCAACACCCUCGCCGCCGCCCAAGCCGCCGUCCUCGUUGCCAGAGGACGAUGGCAUGGGCUCACUGCGAAGGCGUUUGAUCGCCAUUCAAGCCCAAGAUGGUCUGCCCGCGGAAGAGAAGGCCCGCCUGAUGCACGAGGCCUUGAUGGAAGGUUAUCGUCGAUCACAGACCGCGGAUGUUGAUGCCUACGCAUCCACCAACGUCGCCACUGUCGGCGCGACCGCCAGCUCCUCGAUCCCCACUGCCCAUCCCGCUAUCACCACCACGCCGGCCGCGGCUGCUUCUGUCGGAGGCUCUUUGCUGGGGCUGACGGCGGGCGAAGCUCUCGAACAGAUUGUCCCUGUCGGCGCCCUCGACUCUUUAAAGUUCUGGCAAUCAGCCCCUGGCGACCCGGCAACAGCAGAAAAGUUUGAACUCUCGGCCGACGACAUCAAGCCGACCUUUGUGCCCGCUCGCUUCCCGAAAGACGCAACGCCCGAGAUCAUCGAAGACAUAUUAUCGCAGCCACAGCAGCUCGGAUGCCAACACUAUGCUCGCAACGUCAAGCUUCAGUGCUCGACUUGCGACCGUUGGUACACAUGCCGCUUCUGUCACGACGCCGCCGAGAAACACGCCCUUAUCAGGAAGGAUACCAGGAACAUGCUGUGUAUGGUGUGCGCCUGUCCGCAGAAGGCUGGUGAGGCCUGCUUCAACUGCGGCGAGGUCUCGGCUCAUUACUAUUGCAACAUUUGCAAGCUGUGGGACAAUAAUCCUAACAAGAGCAUCUACCACUGCAGCGAUUGCGGCAUCUGUCGGCGUGGCCGGGGCCUGGGAAAGGACUUCUUUCACUGCAAGAAAUGCUGCGCCUGCAUCUCCAUCUCUAUUCAAGACUCACACAAGUGUAUCGAGCGGUCUACCGACUGCGACUGCCCGAUUUGUGGCGAGUACAUGUUUACCUCUCCGAGGCCCGUUGUCUUCAUGGUUUGCGGUCACAGUAUUCACGCCAAAUGCUAUGACCAGCAUAUGCAGAGCUCCUACAAGUGUCCCAUCUGCAACCGCAGCCUCCUGAACAUGCAGAGCCAGUUCAGGCAGCUGGAGCUAUCUAUCCUCAGCCAGCCCAUGCCCUUGGAGCUGCGCAACACUCGUGCCGUGAUUCUGUGCAACGACUGCAGCGGCAAAAGCACCGUCCCUUAUCACUGGCUCGGACUGAAAUGCGCCAUAUGCAACUCGUACAAUACGGCGCAGAUUCGACUGGAGAACAGUCCAUUUCCAGAAGACGCCACCGGACAUCCGCCGGCGAACCCUCUUGCCGAGUCGACUGGCUCAUUGGGCGCCGUGGAUGUACCAGGCACACCUAGACGGCGCCACUCUUCUCUGACGGGCGUGCAGCUACGGCAUGCCGUACCGCUGCCUGAUCGAUUGGCAAGGUCCGCAUCGCCGCCCCUGCCGCCGGGGUUGGCCGUGCCCGUGCCCGAGGGAACAGCUGUACAUGAUGCAGACGAUGCCGAUGACUCUGAUGAAGACAUGCUCGGCCUAUGGGGCACCCGUUUUCACCGGUCAUCUGAUGAGGAAGAGGACGACGUGGAGUCCCUUUCGGACGAUGCUGGUGGCGACGACGACGAUGACGACGACGUGGACGAUGAAGAGGAGGAAGACGACGAGAACGAAAUAGUGCUCUUCGGACACCGCUGA
Messenger RNA from Verticillium nonalfalfae, 2145 nucleotides. RefSeq lists its product as uncharacterized. The transcript is spliced from 2 exons. Gene Ontology annotation, biological process: protein ubiquitination; ubiquitin-dependent protein catabolic process. Gene Ontology annotation, cellular component: nucleus. The record is from RefSeq and is a predicted model, not a curated record. Gene Ontology annotation, molecular function: ubiquitin protein ligase activity; zinc ion binding. Lineage: Eukaryota; Fungi; Ascomycota; Sordariomycetes; Glomerellales; Plectosphaerellaceae. The coding region runs from base 1 to 2145 and encodes 714 amino acids.